UGCUGGUCUCUCGUGGAGUUCAUAAGUUUUAAUAAUGGAAACGUUGGCCAUUGUACUUGUGAUUUUGUGUGGAUUACUUCAAUUUGGAUUCGCGAUCACAUGUUACGAAUGUAACAGUGCAACGAACCAUCUUUGCGGGGAGAACAUUCUCCCGGACAGUCUGAAGAGGAACUGUUCGGACCUGGACCGAGGUGUUACCCAUACUUUGUGCAGGAAGAUCAUUCAGCAUGUGGACUACGGUAUCAAUGGGCAGCUGCCGACCAGCAGGGUGGUGAGAGCUUGUGGCUGGGAUGAGACCAAAUAUAAGGGCUCCUGCUACCACCGGUCAGGGUAUGGAGGCCGCCAGGAGGUCUGCUCCUGCACCAAAGAUUUAUGUAACAACGCUCAUGCGUCAUCUACGUCCAUCACAGUUCUUCUGACAACUUUUGUUAUAUUCUCUUUGAAAUUGAAAUAA
Messenger RNA from Amyelois transitella, 454 nucleotides. RefSeq lists its product as uncharacterized. Gene Ontology annotation, biological process: positive regulation of voltage-gated potassium channel activity; sleep; regulation of synaptic transmission, cholinergic. The coding region runs from base 35 to 454 and encodes 139 amino acids. NCBI's taxonomy places the organism in Eukaryota, Metazoa, Arthropoda, Insecta, Lepidoptera, Pyralidae. The record is from RefSeq and is a predicted model, not a curated record. The transcript is spliced from 3 exons.